Molecule: messenger RNA, 4798 nt
Organism: Phalacrocorax carbo (great cormorant)
Lineage: Eukaryota; Metazoa; Chordata; Aves; Suliformes; Phalacrocoracidae
Source: RefSeq, a predicted model, not a curated record
GAGGAGGGAAUGAGAAAGCUCCUGCAUGAACUGUGGGGUGCAGAGAGCAACUGAGGGACCAACCCUGGCUGCUGGUACCCGGCGCACCUCCCUGCACCACCCUCGGCAUCCCCCUGCUUUUAAUAACGCUGGCCAUUAUCCAUCAGCAGAGGUAAUGAGCUGGAGAGCAGGAAGCAUUGUAUCUGGGCUGAGCAUGCAAGCCUCGCACAAAAGAGUUUACGGGGGGUAAUGUUUUUAUUAUUACAGUCCUUGGCGAACCAUUCUGCAUCGCAAGCACUUCUUCUUUGCUAUUUAAUAAUUAAUAAUUAACCAGCAGAGGCCGUUUGAAGACUCUGGUGCGGUGAUGUCUGAUUCCAUAGGUGGGUCAUUUUCAGCUUCCUCACACCGAUGCCACCAUAAGCAGAAGCACUGUCUCCCCAUCCCACAGUGUGGAGCUCUGUCCAUUAGCCCUCUGCUUUUCCAUCCUCACACGAAGGGAUCCCAGAUCAUCAUGGACACGACACAGAAGGCAGUGAAGCGCCAGGCUAGCUUCUGCAAUGCCAUUACCUUCAGCAACAGGCCCAUCGUUAUUUAUGAACAAGUCAGGCUUAAGAUCACUAAAAAGCAGUGUUGCUGGAGUGGGGCUCUUCGACUCGGGUUUACUUCCAAGGAUCCAUCGAGGAUUAACCCUGACACUCUGCCGAAGUAUGCGUGCCCCGACUUGGUUUCCCAAAGCGGUUUUUGGGCCAAGGCUCUGCCAGAAGAGUUUGCGAACGAGGGAAACAUCAUAGCCUUCUGGGUGGACAAGAAGGGACGGGUUUUCUAUCGGGUGAACGACUCUGCUGCGAUGCUCUUCUUCAGUGGGGUGAGGACAGCAGAGCCCCUCUGGGCUUUGAUUGAUGUCUACGGACUCACCCGUGGAGUACAGCUCUUAGACAGUGAAAUCAUUCCUCCCGACUGCCUGCGGCCCCGCUCCUUCACUGCCAUCCGCCGGCCCUCGCUGCGGCGGGAGACGGAGGACACACGCCUCUCGGUCAGCCUGUGCGACCUCAACCUGCAGGAGGAGACCUUCCACAUGAUGGCCACCACAUGUCCCAUCCCACAGAACUCCCUCAACUCCCAGCACUCCCACCUCCUCCCCUCCCAGCUGGAGAGCGACCUCCGCUUCCACCACCUCCGGGGACCCCAUGUCAAAAUCCUCGAUGACCAAACCGUGGCCCGUCUGGAGCAUGCCCGGGAGGAGAGGACUUUGGUUUUCACCAGCAGACCCCUUCGGAUCAACGAAACCAUUUUUGUCAAAAUCAACAAGUCCAAUGCCGUGCGCACGGGGACGCUGUCCUACGGGGUAACGUCCUGUGACCCCAGCACCUUGCGCCCCAGUGACCUCCCCUAUAACCCCGAGUCCUUGGUCGACCGAAAGGAGUUCUGGGCCAUCUGCCGAGUUGUGGUGCCCCUCCAGAGCGGAGACAUCCUGGGAUUUAUGGUGAAUUCAGAUGGUGAGCUGCACUUGAGCCACAACGGUGCUGGCACUGGCAUGCAAGUCUGCGUGGACUGUUCCCAGCCCCUCUGGAUGUUCUUCGUUUUACAUGGUGCAGUCACACAAAUUCGGCUGUUGGGUUCCACCAUAUUAGCCGAACGGCUGGGGCUGUCCACACCAAGCUCGCCCGCAUCGACACCCAAUUCCCCCACCGUACUCUGCAGCGGUGUCUCUGACCCCAUAUUGUCUACGUGUGGCUCUGGCCCCCUCUGCAGCUCUAUCAGUGGCACAGCUCCCAACUCUCCCAUCAGCUUGCCUGAGUCACCCAUCGCCCCGUCCGUCUCAGGGCCCUGGGGAGAUGAAUGCACCAUCUGCUAUGAGAACAUGGUAGACACAGUCAUUUACUCCUGUGGACACAUGUGUCUCUGCUAUUCGUGUGGGCUGAAGCUCAAGAAGAUGGCCAAUGCUUGCUGCCCCAUUUGCAGACGGGCCAUCAAAGAUAUCAUCAAAACAUACCGCAGCACUUAGAGCAGCAGCAGAUGCUGUGGUGGGGACUGGGCAGGUGGGGAGGAUGCUGUGAAACAACACAGGUCUUGGUCUCUAUUCAUCAGCCAGGAGAUUCAAAAACCAUCACCCACCACCACCCUGAUCCCCUCUUCCAUGGACAACAGCUGAGACAAGUUUAGACGCUGCUUUUCUACCCUCUGAGCAAGACCUGGGGCUGAACUCCAGUGUGUCGGGGAAGUUGUGAUGGACUACCCUCCCCUGUGAAUUUUAAACUUUAUCUCAAAAAAACCCCAAACAAACCACAAAACCAAAACAAACGAGGUGGCGCAAUCAUCCCUUUUCUACACCAUGCACAGCGGAGGGGAAUCUCCAAUGUUUAGCAGGAACAGCAAGCAGUAAAACUUUCAGUGCUACACAUCUCCUUCUGGAGACACCCUGCAUGCAGAGGACAGCUUAGCAGAAGAGGAGAACCAAGCAACGUUUCCAUGUACAACCAGCCUAACCGUAGAAAGCCCCUUAGAAAGGACAGAGCAAGACAAGCUUUGACCCAGCACGCGAGGUGCAGUAAGCUCAUUCACAGCAGAAAGGCUGGGACCAGUGCAGAAAAGGACCCAGGAUUUGUGAAGCAAAACCCAUCCCAUGACUGCAGGCAGAAGAGCAGCCCCAUGGCAGCCCGUCAAGGCCCGUCCGCCACUCCUCCCUCACUGUUCCCUGGUAGAGGCAUUCAUGGCAGGUUUGGCAGCCAGCACUGGCACUGGCCUUGCUCCAGCCCAGCAGCGUCCAGCCUCGUCCUGUCGCCAUCCGGUUGCAUGACAAGCAACUCUCAACCCCCAUGACCACCGAUUUUCUGUGGCUUCUCCCAAAUGGUCUCCAUGCAGCACAAGGGAUUUGGCAGCAUCUCUGCCCCUAUGGGCCUCCAGUAGAGGAAGAUGUGUCUCCCUUGCCUUUCCUCCUCUUGCCAUCCAGACAGCACUUGUGAGGGAGAAAAUAAAAGAAAAAAAAAAAGAAACAAAGACCCCAAUCCCACUGGGGAAGAAUGUAAAAAACCCAUGUGUCUGCGGGUUUCAUUUACUGGUAACUUUAUCACUGUGCUUUAAGACAAAACCAGCCAGGUGGUACUCAAACCUUCACAGCCAGCCCGCUGGCAGGACAUGGCUGUCCUUACAUAUUAAGAAGAGAGGAAAGUUAUAAAAAAACCAAAAAAGAUAGCUUGAGGGGUUUGGUUUGCUUUUGUUUAUUUAAAUAACUCCCCUUCCUGCCCCGGUUAGGGACCCGACUGUCCCCGUGGUGGGCGCCUGCAAUGGUGGGCGCCCCCAUGGCUGCUGGCCUGGCUCAGGGCUGGCAGCCCUUGGGCCCCAGCAGGGUGGCUCCGCAGCAGCAAGAGCUGCCUGUCUCCCCUCCGGCCCCAUCCUGCUGCCUGCCAGGGCUGUGUGGGAGGAAGAGACAGUGUCUGGGCCCUGAAGGGUGAUCAGGGCUGGGGCGCAGCAGCAGUGGCAUUUGCCCUGCCAUGUUGCCUUCCAGGUAAGGCCAGGGAAGGCCAUGGAAUUACACCCCAUCCUUCUGAGCCUUUUCCUGUGCUCCAGCAUAUGGUCACUGAUAGGACACGGGAGACCAGCAUGGCAUAGGGAUAAAAGCUUUUAAUAUACACAGCCACUUGCUGACAGGACAUCAUGACCCCCACCAGGCAGCACGUGGGUGAAGGAGCACUCACAGAGGCUGUGCCCAAAAGCACCUGGAAAACAUCCUCACCCUGUCCUCUCAAGGAAAUAAGAAGAGCGGCUCCUAGCUGGAGAGCACAUUGUAGAGCCUUGCUCUAAAGGCACUGCCAUGACUGCAGCCUGCCACAGGGGUCUGCAGCCACCCCAGCCUGCCCUGGCAGGCACUACUAACUUGAACACUGAUAUUCUGGUUACAGGGAUUUACGUUAUUUAUUUCCAUACCUGUCACGUACACCCCUAACCCAGCUCUACCCUGCGCUCCAGGCUGGCUGGCAAAAGCCCAGGAGCACCAUGGCUCAGGUGCCCGGAUGCCCGCACUGAGGGGUGAGGGGAGGCCGCGUUGGCAUGAAUCUGCGGGGGGUGGGGGGGAGUCACAGCAGCCAUGCCAGGGGCACUGCUGGUCCGCAGGCACGCAGCCAGCCUCCAGCUUGCCCGAGGACAGAGCCGUGACCAGCAGAAACAGGGAGCCUGUUUCAGUAGUUAGACAAAAGUGAGUGCAAAGAUUUUUAGAAAGAAGGAACCUAAAGGGUAGGAAGGUGUUGAUGAAACAGUGGAUGUGGGGAAACGUGCAAUAAGCAGCCUCCCGGGCCUUCACCACACCAGUGGGACUGGUUCCCUCCAUGCAGGGCAGGCUAAGGGGUACAUUUUAUUUUUCAAGAAACUCCAUCCAUGGGUACCAGUGCAGUGGUGUGAAUUCCCUUUUCACCCAUCAGAUUCAGAGUGUUUUAAUAUAUGACUGUGUUUGUUUUACUGUGGACCAAACUCUAGGAGUUAGCAGAAGCUGAAAGCAUCCCCCAGCAUCCAAGCUUAAAAAUUGGGGUUAAGUCCUGCUCCCAGCAUCAGUUGGCCUCCAGUUGUGAGCAGGGAAGAGGAUAGCAAGGCUCUCUCCACAGAGGGGGAAAAAAAAAAAUCAGCAAAAGCAGUUACAGUAACAACAAUCCUAACCUUUUGUUUUGUUUGACUGGUGUAGGUUCCCACGUACCUCUGUGUUCUUGUGUCAUUUGCAUUUCAUUGCUUUACUUUAAGAUGUUUUGUGUUCUGUUUAAAGAGAAGAAUAACUCAUUGUGAAAAAUUGGAUAACUGUGAUUGUGAAUAAAGUUGAUUUAGGUAUCCUGCA